This is a messenger RNA of Funneliformis mosseae, 501 nucleotides long. The record is from the annotation of a GenBank genome assembly. Lineage: Eukaryota; Fungi; Glomeromycota; Glomeromycetes; Glomerales; Glomeraceae.
AUGAGUUCACAACACUUUAUUCCACCAUUGAAUUAUGGUAUGAUAGAAGAAGAUCUUUAUAGGUCAGGGCAACCAAAUGAACUUAAUUUCCCUUUUUUGGAGAAGUUGGGAUUAAAAACUGUGGUUUGGUUAGCUCCUGAAGAUCCAAAUCAUAGAUUCUUAAAUUUCAUCGAUGAUCAAAAUAUCCAAUGGCAUCACCUUGGUGUAAUAUCUUCAGUCAAUGCGUUGGAUCCAAUUACCGAGGAAGUUGUAUUAGCAGCAUUAGAAGUUAUUUUAAACCCUCGUAGUUAUCCAAUGAUCGUAAUGUGUAAUUUGGGAAGGCAUAGAACUGGUACGAUCGUAGGAUGUCUUCGUAAACUACAAAGAUGGAAUUUAACUUCAAUUUUUGAAGAAUAUCGUCGUUAUGCUGGAUCAAAAGUUAGAGUAUUAAAUGAACAAUUUAUUGAAUUAUUUGACACAGAUUUGGUUGGGGUUCCUGUUAAUAGGCCAAAGUGGUUAUGA